CAUCUGAUGUCGCGAAGAGCCUCUUUAAAGAGGAGGGGCCGUCCCCAAGUCCAUUCCGUUCGCGGAUCAUAUGAGUUCAACCAUCGAGCCACCUUCCGAGACACUUGCUGCAUCUUACCAUAACCACAACCUGCACAUCUCGGUUUCUGUUGGCUAGUCACCAUGCAGUACAAGAAAUUCUUCCCGCUGGCACUGGCUUCUUUGGCUUCAGCUCAGACCCCCAGCUUGACUGACGCUCUAGGUUCUCAGAACUCGACACUGUCGUCUCUGAAUGCUCUUCUUGCUUCGAACUCCGAUCUCGCAAAGUCUUUGAGCAACCUUCGAAACGUUACCAUCUUGGCUCCCAGCAACAAUGCAUUCAGUGCUCUCGCAAGCGAUAACGCUACCACCUCCCUCCUCACCAACUCCGAGUAUCUAACGGCGCUGUUCAACUACCAUAUCCUCAACGGCACAUACCACAACUACACAUUCGGGAACGAAUCUCAAUUCAUCCCUACCUUGCUGACGAACACAACUUAUACCAAUGUGACCGGAGGCCAAGUUGUCGAAGCCCGACUUGACAAUAACAAUGUGACAUUCUUCACAGCCCUUAAGGAGAACGCCACCAUCAUAACACCCAAUGUCAACUUCACCGGCGGUACGAUCCACGUGAUCGACAGCUUCCUUAACAUCCCUCAGAACAUAUCGGACACAUUCUCCAACGCAAACCUCACUGCAGCUGAGGGUGCUAUCAACACCGCCAACCUGACGGACUCGGUUGCUAACACGCAUGAUAUUACCAUCUUCGCGCCCAACAAUGAUGCUUUUAACGCCAUCGGUAGCAUCGUCAGCAACCUUACUUCGGACCAGCUAACCAGCAUCGUCGGUUACCACGUCAUCAAUGGCUCUGUCAACUACAGCACAGACCUGCAGAACACCACGUUCACCGCUGUUAACGGACAGAACAUCACCAUCACCGUUCUCAACGGCACGGUAUAUGCCAACUCUGCCAAGAUCACUGUUCCCGACAUCCUCUUGGAGAAUGGUGUCGCCCAUGUCAUCGAUGAGGUCCUAAACCCGGACAACGCUUCAGCGGCUCCAGACACAACUGCUUCUUCCGCUACUCCCGCAUUCAGUGGCGCUAGCUCUGCAUCGGAUGGUGUCCCAUUUACUAGCGGUGUUUCGACUGCUACUACAACCUUCCCUGCUGCCACAUCGGCGGGCGGCUCAGCUGCAUCCUCUAGCUCUUCGGGUCUCGCCAUGCCCAUGAAGACCGGUGCUGUUGGCGCUGCCGCCCUCUUUGGUGGUGCGGCCGUUAUUGUUAACUUGUAAGCGGGGUUGUCGGAAGAUAUGUACGUCUAAGAUUGAGAAGAUGUAUGAAGGAAAAUGAGACUAUGACUGUCGGGGAAACGUGGAAAAGAUAUGAUAAU
Molecule: messenger RNA, 1409 nt
Organism: Hypoxylon trugodes
Lineage: Eukaryota; Fungi; Ascomycota; Sordariomycetes; Xylariales; Hypoxylaceae
Product: FAS1 domain-containing protein
Exons: 4
Coding region: 163-1311 (382 amino acids)
Biological process (GO): macroautophagy
Cellular component (GO): fungal-type vacuole membrane
Source: RefSeq, a predicted model, not a curated record